AUCUGAAUUGGAUCGAGCGCGAACCUGCAUAGGAGCGAAGCGACGAGAUUAGUGCCAUAACUCAGGUAUCGGGCCAGCUGUUCUCGGUCAUUGAUGAUUUGAUUCGACAGAUCAAGUCAGGCAUACCAUCCAUUGGCAACUGGUCAUUGCCAAAUUCUUUUUUUAUUUUGUGUCUUGCACUUUUGAUCCAUUCAUUCGACCUUGUCCUUCAUUUAAUCCACCAACAUGAGGCUCCUGUCCUUCGUCGUCAGCUCCCUGCUGGCAGUCGGCUCGCUUGCCGCCAAGAAGCCCGCCGCGGACCGAUUCGAGACUUUCCUGGCUCAAUCCCAAACUCAGAACCCAAUCAAGCUCGAUGAUUCCUCAUACAGGAAGCUUACUCGGGCUCCGAGGGACUACAGUAUCUCGAUCCUGCUGACGGCUAUGGACGCCCGCUACGGCUGCCAGCUGUGUCGCGAGUUCCAGCCCGAGUACGACUUGCUGGCCCGGAGCUGGCUGAAGGGUGACAAGAAAGGCGACUCUCGCCUUAUCUAUGCGGUUUUGGAUUUUACCGAUGGCAAGGAUACUUUCAUGAGUCUUGGUCUGCAAACUGCCCCGGUCCUGUACUUCUUCCCGGCUACCACCGGCCCGCACGCCGUGCCUAGCCCGGAGCCGAUCCGAUACGACUUUAACAAUGGUGCCUUGACCGCCGAGCAGGUACACGGCUGGAUGAGCCGCAAUCUCCCCGACCGUCCGCACCCGCCCGUCAAGCGGCCGAUCAACUGGAUGCGCUGGAUAACUGGUACCGUGUCAAUCCUCGGCGUCUCCACCGCUGCCUUCCUCGCCUGGCCCUACGUCGUGCCCAUCAUCACCAACCGCAACAUCUGGGCUGGCCUUACUUUGAUCUCCAUCUUGGUCUUUACCAGUGGUCACAUGUUCAACCACAUCCGCAAGGUGCCCUACGUUGCUGGUGAUGGCCGCGGUGGUGUUAGCUACUUCGCCGGCGGCUUCCAGAAUCAGUAUGGCUUGGAGACUCAGAUUAUCGCCGCUAUCUAUGGUAUUCUGGCUUUCGCGUCGAUCUCUCUCGCCGUCAAGGUUCCCCGGAUAGCCGAUGCCAAGACUCAGCAGGUGGCCGUGAUCGUCUGGGGUGGCGUCAUGCUGGCCAUGUACAGCUUCUUGCUCAGCACUUUCCGCAUCAAGAACGGUGGAUACCCAUUCUCUUUGCCGCCUUUCUUCUGAGCGGUUCAAGCUUUUAAUGCCGGGCCGCAAUUAAGACUCGGCGCGACAAGAACGCGCCCAGACAGUCGUACUCAAUUCAACCGCCUUAGCCAUGGAAAAAAAACCUUGAAACGAAACUAGACGACUAUUCGGUAGACAAAAAAAGAGACAAAAAUGCGUGG
Pyricularia oryzae 70-15 is the source of this 1376-nucleotide messenger RNA. RefSeq names its product dolichyl-diphosphooligosaccharide-protein glycotransferase. The transcript is spliced from 4 exons. NCBI's taxonomy places the organism in Eukaryota, Fungi, Ascomycota, Sordariomycetes, Magnaporthales, Pyriculariaceae. Gene Ontology annotation, cellular component: oligosaccharyltransferase complex. The record is from RefSeq and is a predicted model, not a curated record. The coding region runs from base 226 to 1215 and encodes 329 amino acids.